Messenger RNA from Juglans microcarpa x Juglans regia, 1680 nucleotides. Its product is annotated as transcription repressor MYB6-like. NCBI's taxonomy places the organism in Eukaryota, Viridiplantae, Streptophyta, Magnoliopsida, Fagales, Juglandaceae. Bases 594 to 1514 code for a protein of 306 amino acids. The record is from RefSeq and is a predicted model, not a curated record. The transcript is spliced from 3 exons.
UUGAAUUUGUGACGCUAUUAUAUGAAAGAAAAAGAAAUUCAUCUUCAGUUUUUUUUUUUUUUUCUUUUUUGCCCAAAUAAGUAACAAAAACCAUAAUAAUCAUCAGAGAGAAAGAGAGCCCACAAAAUGACGUAAAAGUAGAGCUACCUACCAAAUCCAGCCCCAUCUGUAACCACUAACCACUUGUCCCUCUCACCAACUUGGUCAAAUCCCCUACCUCUCUCCCACAUGCACUUCCCCAUCCCACCCCCAAACCCACGUCCUCUUUAAAGGAACCCCCCGACUCCAUUUGCUCAACUCUCAUUUCUCUCCCCUCCUUUUUCCUUUCCCUCCCCACUUCCCUACCUACAUAUAUAUCCUUUCUACUCUUUCCCGCACUCCUUCAAAACCAAUCUCUCUCUCUCUCUCUCUCUCUCUCUCGGUUUUCUAUUCUUAUCCUUUUAUUUUUUUUUCCAACUGGUACAGACAAAAGGGGUGGUAAGAAACUUGAAACACAUCAAACAUACGGUACUUAUCCAUUUAUUAUUGAGUUUUUGCCACUUUCCAUAUCUAUCCAAGCCCAACGCCUCUCCUCGCACAAACAUCGGGAAAACAUGGGGCGGUCACCUUGCUGUGAAAAAGCGCACACCAACAAAGGCGCCUGGACCAAAGAGGAAGACCAGCGCCUCAUCGACUACAUCCGUGUUCACGGCGAAGGCUGCUGGCGCUCCCUCCCCAAAGCCGCCGGGCUGCUUAGGUGCGGCAAGAGUUGCAGAUUGAGGUGGAUAAACUAUCUCCGCCCGGACCUCAAGCGUGGUAAUUUCACUGAAGAAGAAGAUGAACUCAUCAUCAAGCUUCAUAGUUUGCUCGGAAACAAAAAUUGUUGCAGAUGGUCUUUGAUUGCGGGAAGAUUACCGGGAAGAACUGACAACGAGAUCAAGAACUACUGGAACACUCACAUCAAGCGCAAGCUCAUCGGCCGGGGCAUCGACCCUCAAACUCACCGCCCCAUCAACGAAAUCGCCGCCGCUACCGCCACAGCUUCCCACUUAGAUUUCAGGAAAUCUUCUCCGCCAUCAAUACCGGUAGCCGAAAUCAGCCUUAUAAAUCAGAGAAACAACAAGUACACCUGCAAUGAUUUCAGCACCGCCACGUUGAACCCGAAGACGGAGUCGGUUGAAGAUGUGAACUGCACCAGCAGCGGCACAACAACCGAGGAAGGAUCACCACGGCUACAACAACGACAAAAACCACUACAUGAACAGCAAGAUCAGCUGUUCGAGAGCGAGCUCAAUUUGGAGCUUUCUGUAGGUCUUGGGCCGUUUCAGGCCGAGUCGACUAGGUUCUCACCUGCGAACACGGCCGAGUCGAAGCUACAGAAAGUUCCUUACGAUUUGUUUGGGACGGUGCAGUCUGCCAUGGUUGCACAGGCGGUGUGUCUGUGUUGCCAUUUAGGGUAUGAGAGGAAAGAGCUGUGUAGGAAUUGCCAGAACUCUAACGGGUUCUACAGAUAUUACACUACUUCUGAUUCAUAAUUUUUAUUUUUUUGGGUUUCACUUGCUGAAUGCUUUUACAUGCCAAUGUAAUCAUAUCCACUUUUUAGAUAUAUGUUCAUCAUAUGACAUGUAGAGGAACAUGACACAUAUCAUAUUGUAUAUUGCUCCUUCCAUUGCUGAAAAAAUAUGUUUCAAUUACUUACAA